ACUCUCUUCUCCCUCAUUUUCCCUUAAACCCUAAAAUUCCACCACGAUAACAACAAGCUUUCGCCAUCGUUCAUCCUUGAAACAACAAAAACUAAACUUCAUCUUCACUCCCACACAACCAUUAAACCGACCCCCUCGAAUAAACACAACAUAAGUUUUGUUCCUCCAUCAACAAAGUUUCGUUCUCUCUCCGUCGUAGUUUUCAUUUCCAAGUUCUCAUCUCACAACUAACUCAGGGAUUUAUCAAAGGUAUGACUUUUUCCCGGCUAUUGCUUUAUGUUUAUGUCUUCAUAUUUUUUUCAGAUUCCCUUCUCACAACAAAUUCUAAGACUUUCUCAAGGUAUGUUUCGAUACCAUUUUGCAGCUACAUCGCUCUCAAAGUUCCCAUUGUUUCAGAAAAAAAUGAAGUUGACCGACAUUCUCACGGAAUGCUUCAGAUCUGACCGUUGGAAGAUAAAAUGUCUUACGGAAAUUUUGAGCAUCCGAGACACGAUUCUCUCGGCUUUCUCCCAAGGAAGCGAGCUGCUCCUCAUCGCGAAAAUGGUUUGAGGAGAAGUGUUAAUGGCGUCCAAACAAGGAGUGAAAUCAAAGCGAUUUGGUUCGAUUGGUACAGAAGCUACGAAUUCGCCUUCUUCGACGACGUCAUCUUCUAAACAGUUUCAGAAAACCUCUAAUGAUGCUCCGAGCUCGCCGGCGUCGUCAUCGGUGAUAAGUAAGUCGUGUCAGUUUUAUCCAGAGACUGUGCCUAUGGAGGCUCUGAAGACUAAAGAAAAUGUUACUGUGACAGUUUGCUUUCGGCCUUUGAAUGAAAUAAUGGGGCAUGAUAUUUUAGAUAUCCAUAAAGGUGAAAAUUUCCCUCAAAGGAUUGUCACCUGUGAGUUCUGUGAGUUUUCGUUGCCAGCAAUUGAUCUAGCAGAGCAUCAGGAAGUAUGUGGGAAUCAAAUAGGGAUGUGUCACCUUUGUAACAAAUAUGUUAGACUACGGGAAAGAUACAUUCAUGAAGUUAAUUGCAACAGACUUGAAGGCAAUGUUGCAGGGUCUUCAAGGGAUGAGAGGCCAGCUGAAAGAGAUGCCGCUUAUGCAAUAUAUAACUUGAAAUGCGGAUUUUAUUUUGCGGAGCGAUCAAAUGCUAUGAGAGCACUAAAGAAUAAUGAAAGAUAUGAAUUAGAAGUAACAUUAUAAUUUGUGCAAUAUCUUCUUUUUAAAAGCUACGUAACUUUUGCAUAUAUUGAUUAGGGGUAUUCUAAGUUUUCCGGCCGAAUGUUAGAGUGUUCUCUAGCAAAUCCACGAGCUAAUCAGAAGGUUGUAGUAUCAAAUUACAGAAUCAACGAUUACUUCCAAGUUAUCCACCACAGCUUGGUUAUGGUCUGCAUUUUAUACUUAUUAUUAAACAUAGCUAACCAUUUUUUCUUUGUAGCCUGAUUUUGUAGCACCAGGUGUUAACAUUCUUGCUGCAUGGACUAGAAAUGACAGAAAAACUACCCUAAAGAGAAAAAACCUCUGUUGUAUAUAUAACCUUGAAUCAGGGACUUCCAUGUCAUGUCCACAUGUUUCAGGCCUUGCAGGAAGCAUUAAAUCUAGAAAUCCCACUUGGAGCGUCUCUCCAAUCAGACCAGCCAUCAUGACUGGUUAGAUUUUUCUUUUUGAUAUAAUAUGUAAUUCUUGACAUGAUAAUAACUUAUCAACUAAUAUAUUUUGAAAGCAGCAACUCAAUUUAUUAAUUUGAAGAAGCAACUCAUAUAUUUUGGUAUACUCUUCAAUUUUCUCACUCUUUGCAAAUGCGUUGCAACCCGUCGGCGUCUCUCCUUGCAUCAUCAACACGAGAUUGAAACAUUUUAGUAUGGAUGUUGCAUGGUGAUGAAUUUCUAGCGGAUUGUGCAGUGUCAAUCUAAAGUGUUAAUUUACUGGCUUUUUGAAAUGUUUAAAGUGUUAAGUUACUGACUUUUUGAAAUGUACAUGUUCGUUUCAGUUUGUGUUUUGGCUUUUGCAAUGUAAUGUGAAUGGAAUUGUUAGUAUGUUUUCGUAGUUA
Molecule: messenger RNA, 2029 nt
Organism: Vicia villosa (hairy vetch)
Lineage: Eukaryota; Viridiplantae; Streptophyta; Magnoliopsida; Fabales; Fabaceae
Exons: 6
Coding region: 562-1182 (206 amino acids)
Source: RefSeq, a predicted model, not a curated record